Molecule: messenger RNA, 2129 nt
Organism: Oncorhynchus nerka (sockeye salmon)
Lineage: Eukaryota; Metazoa; Chordata; Actinopteri; Salmoniformes; Salmonidae
Product: sulfotransferase 2B1-like
Exons: 2
Coding region: 1048-1410 (120 amino acids)
Biological process (GO): sulfation
Cellular component (GO): cytoplasm
Molecular function (GO): sulfotransferase activity
Source: RefSeq, a predicted model, not a curated record
AAUAAAGUUAGCAGGCCAGGGUUAAUAGAAGCGUCUCCUCCGACGUCCGGCAAAGGUCAGUUGGGGGCACAGCGGAUGGAAUUACGUCGGCAGACCAGUCAUGAUGGAAUGGCGGGGCUCCAUGUUGACAAAGAGUCCAGUCCAGUUGGCACAUAGGUAUUGUCACUGGAGUAACUUUGUUUACUAGCCGGGAGAUGCGCCUAGCUCUCGCGUAACUGAUGCUAGCUUCGGGACAAGGGCGUUAGCCACUAUAGCCACUCGGUAGCAGCUAGAUAGCAGCGAUGAUCCGAUGCAAAGGUCGAGAGCUAAUGGCUGGAAUCCGGUAGUGUAGUGAAUUCUAGUUGUGUUAGUGAAGAGUCCGGGAGGCAUCAGCUGAGUGGCCAAGUAAUCAUAGGGUCCACUGAGCAGGCCGGGAGAUGGGCCUGGCUCAAGGCUAGCUUCGGGCUGGGCCACUCGGUGGCAGCUAGCUAGCUGCGAUGAUCUGGUGUAAUGGUCCAGAGCUUACGGCAGGAAUCCGGCAUUGUCGUGGAGGGAAAAAAACUGUCCGAUUUGCUCAGGGUUGAUAACGCGCUGUGCAGGCUGGAAAGUAAUUAUCCAGGCUAAAAGAGUCUGGUGUCUGUGCUAAAGGUAAAGGUGUGCUAAAGGUAAAGGUCGCUUGCAGUAGCUAACAGUAGCUGCUGAUUGAGGUUUUGGCUAUAAGGUCUAAAAAUAGCAGAUCUGUAUCACAUUGGGUGAGGCGGGUUGCCGGAAGAUAUAUUUAAUUUUAAAAAAUCGAUAAAGAUAAUGAACAUAUUUUGAAAUAUAUACAAAAAAGACUAAAAAUAAAAUAUGUACACGGGAGAACGACAAACAACGUCUGCACUGCUACGCCAUCGUGGAGUUGCACUAACCAACUGUAUCCAAGCUAAUGAGCGUUUGGUCUUAGUUUGCCACAAAUGUUGUUGAUAGACUAGACAUAGAUGAUCAAUUCAGCCUUUUGUGAAAACCACCCUCUUUGUCCACAUCUAUAAUAAGAGCAUUGACUUUCCUCAGGACCUGCAAGGCUCGAUGGAGAGGAUCAGCUCUUUCCUGCAGUGCCCCCUGGUGGGCGAGGAGUUAACCAACGCCCUGAGACACUGCAGCUUCAGCAGCAUGAGCGAUAACGCCAUGGUGAACUACACUCAGAUCCCAAAGGAGAUCAUGGACCACAGCAAAGGGAAAUUCAUGAGGAAAGGUAAAAUCGGUGACUGGAGAAACAUUUUCACAGAGGAGCAGAUUGGUAUUUUCGACACCGUCUACAGCUACCAGAUGAAAGACUGUCCCUUGACCUUCAUGUGGGAGUGUCCUCCUGAGUCCUGUGGGGGAGGAGGAGGAGGACAGGCCUCUGGGGAUCAGGAUAGGGCCCUUACCCUCCACGACGCCGGAGAUUGAUGGAUACGCUUCAUACAAGUCCUUGAAUUCUCUCACUGAUGUUCUGUGUUUUUGUGAAUGUACGUACAUAUAAUGUACACAACCCAAUAUAGUAAAACUAUAUAAUGAAAUUGAUAUGUUAAUAUAACAAAAAAUAUUGUGUGUGACCUAUUUGUUGUUGUAGUUGGGUUUUUCCACCUCUAAAUGUUACAGUUAACUGAAUGAGAGUGAAGUUUCUCCUCCAUCUUGGCUUGUGCUGCAAUAGCUAGAUGAUGGGACACGAGAGGGACACAUUUAACUCCCUGACUUUGACACAUUGGAAAACCUCCCAGUUUGUGACAGUGCAUCAAGCAGAAGGGAUGAUAUAUUAACUCCAGAAAGGCUGACAUGUACAUAAAAAGCUGUUGUUACAUCAGCCACAUAGCUUGACUCCGAACAACCUGGAUUUCCCAUAUAUAGCUCAUCUACUUUACUGUAUGUCCAUCAGUAUGGUUCACAGCCCUGAGUUGUUAGGAAACUAUGUGACUGAUGCUAACAUAUGGGCAUAUAUCAUCAUUAGACCUAUCUAAUCCCAGAUUCCAUGUGCUGCUCAACUAAAAUAAUGUGAAAGAUGGUGAGUUGUGUUAUGAAAGUGUUCAAGACAGUACUGUCUCACCGACCAGAGAUUGCGGUCAAGUGUCCUUAUCAUAGCGCUCUGGUUGUCUCAUUGAUGCUGCUAAAAUAUACAACCACAUACAGUA